AUGGUGGAUCGAACAUAUCGAACAAGAACCCUAGGUGUAGCAGCCAGUGGCGUACCUGAUCAGUAUGCUGAUGGCAAGGCUGCCAAAGUCUGGGAAUUCUACAUUGGUGGAAGCCGGAACAGAACCGAACAAUACAGAGAGUUCAUGUGCGAUCUCCUUCGCAAACGAGGCGUUCAGAAUAUUUGCGAUGUCGCUUGUGGCAAUGGGUAGGCUUUUACUUUCUUUUUAGCUUUUAGUUUUGCAUGAUUGCACUGUAAAGAACAAUAAAUUGUACACGAGAUGUAGUCUACAUCUGUUUUGUUACGCCAUUAAUUAUUAAAGGCUUUCUCUUUAUUAAAUACUUAUGUCAAUGUACAUGUUUGUAGCCUAAAUUUUGCACUAGCUUACCGACGUCUGUUAAUUACAAAGAGAGUAGUUUCAAAAUUUGCUUUUUUUCUGCCCAAACAGGUAGCUCUUGUGUAGCUCGUAGUAACCGGUUGUAACUGCAGGAAUGUGUAACUAGAUAUGUUGGUUUUUGUUAUGUUAAUACUCGGUGUAAUGUGUGUUGUAUAUUUGUGAAAAGUGUGUCUUGUUUGUUGUAGCAUUGUGAAAUGCAUUUUGCUUUAAAUAUACUUGCAUGCUGACUAUAUUUCGCUGUAUUGAGGUUUUCAGAGAGUUCGUUGUAGAGGUUGUGUUGGGGGCGUUGUUUUGGGGGGUGGGAAUAUGAAGACCUCAGUUAACCUUGACUUGAGGGCCUAUGGAAUUAAGGUAUCAGUUUACUGUCACCUAAAUUUUCAAAAGAUGAAUUAUGUACGAGUCAAAUCCAACUGCGAUAGAUUGCUUCUGAAUCAAAAAUAUCAAUCAGAUAUAUGAUACAAUAUGCCCGGUUGGGGCCUGAUCACGGUUGGAUUUGACUCGUACAUUACAGGCUUUAAAUUUUGGCUAAAAAUCCAACCAAUUUCGACUGUGGUUAAAAUAUUUGAAAAUUACAUUUUGAUAAUUUUGUGUAUUUGGCACACACUAUAGUCUGUCAUAGGUUGUGUUUCGAAAGUAUAUUUAAUUAAGAUACGGUCUGUAUUCUUGCAAAAUUUCAACAAAACUAUUGACCCAUGCAGGGGAUGGCAGUAAACUAAUACCUCAAUUGAAAAUGUUCAUUUGGCCAGACAGGAUCUUCAUUUAGCCUAUACUAUAUUUCCACACAGUUCACAAGGCAAAAUUGAUUCAGAUUAUUUUACCAAUGGCACUAAAAUGAUUGUCAUAGCAGCCAUUGCCAAAUGGAAAGCAUGCUUGGCUAACAUGUCUGGCUAAAAAUAGCAAACAUGAAGUAUGUCAUAUCCCUGGGUAGGAAGGAAGCAAACAUUCUAAUGUCUCUUAUAGCAAAUCCUCAUAUGAACAAGUCUACAACACUGCAAACAUUAUAUUAACUUCUUUUCCACCCAAUAUUUUAUUUUCAGUUAAAAUGUGGUAGCCAACCAGACAAUGGUUGUUUUCCUUCUCCACAAAAAGGAAACAUGGUUGAACUCCUUCACCAUUCAAGCUGUAAGACUUGAUAAAAAAGGAGUUUUGAUAAAAAAGGAGUUUUGUGGAAUGUAAGUAAAACACAGCAAGCUCUAUUCAUAUCUGGAAAUGGAACUGCAGUCUUUAUUCUGUGCUUGAGAAAAGUGAAACCAAGAUGAUGAAAUUGACAUCCAAAAUCUGUGAAGGUUGUGAACUGUUUUAUACCAUGUUUCCUAGUUCUUCCUAACAGACUGUAACAUUAAUCAAGUUAUCAGUUCAUAACGUCAGAAAGCUGCGGCGUGAGAGGGAUUCGACUCCCUGAAAAAUACAAGUAAAACAGCAAAACGUGUUUCAAGUGAAGGCCUUUCAUUGGCAAGUGCCAUCGCUGGCACAGACAGUUUGAGUUUAAAAUGUUACAUGAGACCAGGACAAAGUCAACCCGAAUGAAAAUUGAAAUUGUCAACAUGUUUACAUGAGACCGGUACGAAAAUCACAAAAUUUUCAAUUUAUUAUUCCCCUUGCCAUUCAAUUUUUUUUUUUAAUUUGACUUUUGUUCGCAUUUGUUGUUCUGAUGUCAAAGUUACAGCUGAGAAUGGUGUGAAAUGUAUUCGUGUUUACACAACCAGAUGCCAGUCAGCUAGGUCCAGCAGGCGGAAUGACUUGAGACAGGUCUGAGUUAUUUUCGUUCCUGUUUCAUGUAAACAUCUAUUAUAAAUAAUAUUAUGACCAAAACAAAAUGGUCCCGGUUUGACUUUGUUCUGGUCUCAUGUAAAUCUUUACUGUAAAUCGAAGUCAAAUCACAAAAUUUUAGCACACUCCUAAUUGUGUAGCCUUGUGUUAAACUGCACAAACAAAAACAAUAGCGACCGGCAGUGGAUGUUAAUUUCUGCCAUCGCGGUGGCUUCAUGCAGCUCGUAACAUAUAUGUUUCGGCAUGUAUCAGGCCAAUGCAAUAAAAUCAUGAACCUUUUGAUUGUAUUGAUUAAUUUAUUACUACUUAAAUUUUUCUGAAUUAUUCUCUGUUGUUAUUAUUAUUAUUAUUGAUUGUGGCAGGUAAGCACUUAAUUUGUUCAUGUAAAUGGGGUGUAGUUGUCUAUUGUUUGUACAAGAGUGUAAAUGAUUCACUUGCUAUUUUCUAGCGUUGAUUCAAUCUUGUUUCUUGAGAAUGGGUUUAAAGUGAUGAGUUUUGAUGCGAGUGAUAAAAUGUUGAAGUAUGCUUUGAAAACAAGAUGGGAGCGAAGAAAAGAAGCAGCCUUUGACAAUUGGGGUAAGGAUCGUAUAAUGCUCAGUUCUAGUAUUUUAUAGUAAAGUUUGUGUGACUUGUGUCCAGUAAACAAGCUAGGCCUUUGGUCAAUCUCGUUCCCCGAGCCUGCGAUCCUCGGGAAGGAACGCGAGGCUCUGGGAUAAUCCGUUUCGGGGAGGAAUCUGAUUGGCCAUUGAAAUGGAAUGCGUAGUUCAAUCUUAGCCAGGAUUCUUGGCUUCCGGUAACGGAUUAUCCCAGAGCCUCGCGUUCCUUCCUUCCCGAGGAUCGCAGGCUCGGGGAACGAGAUUGGGCUUUUGGUAUAUUAUACUUGCAUGGAAAACGGAGUGGUUUUAGCCAGUGAGCUGUAUAGAUCUGGAGCAACAACUUCAGUCACUUUGCUUGUGAGACAAAGGAAGCCGAGAUUGACGUCCAAUAGCUAUGAAAAUCGUAAACAGUUUUAAUGCCAUUUUUCCCAGGAAAUAAUUUUUUCUAACAGACCGUAAUUGAUAUCAAUAUAUGAAAUUUUGGCAUAGUAUUCCUUGCCAGCUUCUUCAAUUGACCGCUCAGACUGGACUGACGUCCAAUAGCUCUUCAAUUUCCCCCAUCUUUUGAACCCGAGUUCUUGCUCCAUAUACAUAGAGAGCUCGCUCGCUUGUUUUAGCUCAGUAAUUUCUAUAUUUCGCUGUUCACCUUACUAGUGAUUGAAGAGGCGAAUUGGCUGGAUCUGGCUGAGAACCAUGGCAAUGCCGAGUUCCCAGAGGGUGGUUUUGAUGCUGUGAUAUGUCUUGGAAAUUCCUUCGCACAUCUUCCAGAUCUCACGGGUGACCAGGAAAAUCAUAGAAUUGCGAUCCGAAAUUUCCAUGAAGUUUUGAAACCUGGUGGCUUCCUCUUCAUCGAUCAUCGUAAUUACGAUUCAAUCCUCGACUGUGGAAAAGCACCACACAGGAAUGUCUACUACAAUGUAAGGUCGAAGUUUUCCCUGUUGUAACAUAGAUGGUUGACUUGUUGACAGUUUUUAGUUGAAUUUCCAUUUGUAUAUAAAAUGCUUUGUUUACUUAUCUUGUGUGUUUGUGGUGCAUUUCAGAGUGAUCGUAUUAUUGAUAUCAAAACUUCAGUCCUUCAUGUGAAUGGGGAGCCCACAAUGAUCACACUGGAUUAUAUUGUGGAUGGCACGGAUGAAAAGAAAAUACAAAGUGGAUGCACAGAAAAAGAUUUGAGGUCAAUAACGAGCACCCAAUUUAGUUCUCAAAAUAAAGUUGAAACUGUUGCAAUACACACCCCUUCAGGAAAGUAUAUCAUGUUGGUUAUAGAGCCUAAUGUUUUCAUGCAUGUGAGAUUUGUUAAAUCCAAGUGUCUCGAUCAUAAAAACAAGGCUCGAUAGCCGAAGUGACAUACUUUCCUGAAAGAUAUAUUAACCAGUUGGUGGUCGAUUUUGGAAAUGUUGAAACUUAAAUUCAACUACAUCUCUAAUUAUAUGUAUUUGCAACCAAAUACAAGACUACUACAUAUAAUGAAGAAUUAACAUCAUUUUCUCACUUUGAUCAGUGGAGGUCAACCACCGUCUGAUGCACGAUGCUUACAAAACCUACCUACGGUGGUCAUUCUUGCAACCUUGUUCCCAGGGUCUUUAGGAUUCUUGUGGCUUGCUAACAUUUCAACACUUUAUUUAGCAAAUUCCGUUUAUCAUACUACCCACAUCGCUUGGCGAAAUUUGAUGAGCUUUUGGAAGGUGUCUUUGGGAAAGACACUGAACAUGUUGUUUGGGGUGACUUCAAGCCAAAAGGAGAGAUUGAAACACCAGCAUAUUUCAUCCACAUGAUUCAGAAAAAAUCUGCAUAG
Molecule: messenger RNA, 4557 nt
Organism: Paramuricea clavata
Lineage: Eukaryota; Metazoa; Cnidaria; Anthozoa; Malacalcyonacea; Plexauridae
Source: the annotation of a GenBank genome assembly